Messenger RNA from Schistosoma bovis, 1996 nucleotides. Lineage: Eukaryota; Metazoa; Platyhelminthes; Trematoda; Strigeidida; Schistosomatidae. The record is from the annotation of a GenBank genome assembly.
CAAACAAUUAUGUUAAUGCACCACAUGGACAUAGUUUCACAGAUUUGUUUUUAUCGGCCAACCAAUAUUAGUUGUUAUGAUGAUAAUAUGAGACAAACAUGAAUUUUGGGGGAAGUUCCAUUAAAAUUAGUAGCGAAGAUCUUAAAUCUAUUGAUGCAUACGAAGAGUAUAGACGCAGAAUUGUGGGCGAUGAUGACAAUGGAAAACUUUUCACACCCAAGCAAUAUGAAGCUUACAAGAACAAAUACUUACCAUUGAGAAGUCAAAACAGAAUUUUUGUGUCUUGGACAAAUCCAAAUGGAGUGGAUUGCAUACUUGCCGGUCCACAAAGUGAAUGUUUCUGCCAACACCGGCUUAUACAACAUAAGACAGAUUUCGAGACAAUACCUACAGAACGUCCUAUACAGUUACCAUGUAAACAUUGCAGAUGUUUGAGUUUUCAUGUGAUGCCGAAAUUCGGGAGCCAAAUUGCACGAUGUCAUUGUAAACAUUAUGCGACCGAUCACAGUGUGGUAACACCUUAUUUUUGUUCAAAAUCCAAUUGCAAUUGUAAUGGUUUCAGAACAAGUAUGCGAUGUGACUGUGGUAUCGAGUUACAUAAACAUGAAAUGAUUAUGGAAACUGCCGAAGAACGUCAUAGUAGAGGUAAACCAAUAGGUCAGACUUCACCAUAUCAAGCUAUGGGUGGACUAACUGGAUUUAGUUCACUUGCACCUGGUAUAACACGUAUGGAUACAAGCGGUGCAGGCAAAUUAUUAUCAGAGGAAGAAAUGAAUAAGUCAAUUACAUCUGUAGAUAAUCCAUUUCUCCGUAGUCAUGCACAAGGAGUUUUUAAUUAUAAGUUAGCAGUUAAUGAUACGAACGGCGCUGAACGUGAACGUCAUGAAGUUGAAUCACAGAUGCGUCGUCCAGGAGAGUCAGAAUUAGAUUAUUAUGAACGUCGUUAUCAAGAAAGAGAAAAAAGUAAAUACAUCAGAAAACCUGAACAGAUACGUAAAUUUUAGUUGAAAUGUUCUAAUAUCGAUAAUGAUUACUGUAUUGUACUUUACCUUAUAAAUAGAAUGAAUAAUUUGUGUAAGUCAUCAUCAUCAUUAUCAUUAUACUACCUACCUAUUCAAUUGCUAGAUGAGUUCAUCAUACAGAUUACUUGGAUAUUUAUAUUUCAUUAUAUAUUUUCUUUUAAAAAAAGAGAGAUAAGAUGGAAGUUUAAAUGCAUUACAAAUGCAAGAAUAAAACCAGAACAACUACAGUAAUUGGAACAGGAUAAUAUAAAUUCUCUUUUCUUUUAUACUUUUUAUUCAGCUCUUUACAACCCUAUUUGAAUCAUACAAUCAUUAAUCAUUUAAAUGUUUUCGAUAUUUAUCUUCAAAUGAACUCACAUUUGCUUAUUCGUAUAUAUAUAUAUAUAUGUACAGAGAUGGAUAGUGGUUAACAACGAAAUCCUAAAGACGCUCAUUUCGUCCUAUUUGUGUCUUAUCAGAUGGAUAUACAUCUGUAGUUAAAUGAAUAAUUCAAUGACAUUCGAAGCGAAUGGUACUAGGUUCGAGUCCUUGAGUAAAUAUUAACUCUAGGGUGCAUGCACAUCCAACUAAUGAUGAGUUUAAGACAAGAUGAAAUGCACAUCUCUAAGAUUUCCCUGUUGUCCACCAGUCAUCUCUGCUUAUAUAUACAUAAUAUUGGCAAUCAUUGUCGUUCUAUUAUUUCAAUCAUCAAUAUCUAUUACAUCAUACAAGUAUGGUUGUAUUCAGUCAAAAAUAAACCGUAAAAUAAAAUUAAUUUUAUCCUAUUUCGCAUGUUUUUUCCGCUUUGCCUUUGUUCAAAUCUAUAAGGGAAGUUGGUUGUAUGUGACAAAAAAGAUGCAAUAGUCUUUUCAAAGUCAUUCCUUUUCUUUUUGAUAAUUUUAUUUUCAAUAAUUUUUAUUUAUCACUGUUCUUAUUCAUCUGCUUAUUUUGUAUGAUUAUUGUGAAUACAUAUUUUAAAUAUAGUUGCAAAAACA